AUGUCGAUCGGCACUAUCAAGUCCUAUCCCGAGAACCCUCGCGUCGCUAAGGCCAAGAUUGCCGCUGCCUACAGCGGUGUCUCUGUUGAUGUCCAAGCCUUUGACCUCCAAAAGGACCGUGAUGAAGCUUUCUAUGCCAAGUUCCCCAUGGGCAAGAUCCCUGCUUUCGAAGGUUCUGAAGUCAACCUUUUCGAGGCUUCUGCCAUUGCCUACUAUGCCGCUCUUCAAAAGGAGAACAACCCCAUCUUGGGCGCCAACAACGUUGAGAAGGCUUUGAUCAUGCAAUGGAUCCUCUUUGCCGAGAACGAGAUCAACACCAACCUCGGUCAAUGGGUCUAUCCUCUCCUUGGUUACUACCCUUACAUGAAGCCCAAUGUCGAUGCUGGUAUCGAAAAGGUCAAGCGUGCCAUGGAUGCUUUGAACAAGGUUCUUUUGACCAAGACCUACCUUGUUGGUGAGGACAUCACCUUUGCCGAUAUCGCUGUUGUCACCUCCCUUGUCUUGGGUUACAAGCUCGUCUUUGACAAGACUUUCCGUUCCCAAUACAAGAACGUCAACCGUUACUUCAACACCUGCAUCAACAAGCCCCAAUUCAAGGAAGCUCUUGGUGAGAUCGCUCUUUGCGAGACUGCUUUGAAGUACACUCCUCCCAAGAAGGAGAAGAAGGAAAAGAAGGAGGAGCCCAAGAAGGCUGCUGCCGCUCCUGCUGAGGAAGCUCCUAAGCCUGCUCCCAAGCCCAAGUCUGCUUUGGAUCUUCUUCCCAAGAGCAGCUUCGUUCUUGAUGAAUGGAAGCGUAUGUACAGCAACAACGAUACCGAUGUUGCCAUGAAGUGGUUCUGGGAGAACUUUGAUAACGAGGGUUGGUCCAUCUGGCGCGUUGACUACCGUUACAACGACGAGUUGACUCUUGUCUUCAUGUCCAACAACUUGAUUGGUGGUUUCUUUGCUCGUCUUGAACGUGCCCGCAAGUAUGCUUUCGGUUCCAUGCUCGUCACCGGUACCAACAACAACAACGCCAUCUCUGGUUACUUCAUCAUCCGUGGCCAAGAGGUCCCCUACGAGAUCUACGAUGCUGCCGAUUACCCAUCCUACAAGUUCGAGAAGGUCGAGCCUGCCCAAUACGCUGAGAAGAAGGAUGAGAUCGAAAAGUACAUGGCCUGGGAAGUCGAGGGCUUUGCUGAUGGCAAGAUCUUCAAGUAA
Lichtheimia ornata is the source of this 1200-nucleotide messenger RNA. RefSeq lists its product as uncharacterized. Gene Ontology annotation, cellular component: cytoplasm; nucleus. Gene Ontology annotation, molecular function: translation elongation factor activity. Bases 1 to 1200 code for a protein of 399 amino acids. The transcript has 4 exons. The record is from RefSeq and is a predicted model, not a curated record. NCBI's taxonomy places the organism in Eukaryota, Fungi, Mucoromycota, Mucoromycetes, Mucorales, Lichtheimiaceae. Gene Ontology annotation, biological process: translational elongation.